CUAAAAACAUGCACUAAUCAAUAAGCUUUAAGUUAAAUCAGGCAAUAUGAAACUACCUAUAACUACAUAUUUCAUAGACCUGUUUGUGAACAGAAUAUCAUGUUUCACCCUAUUUUCAGAAAAUGGUUUGUCCCGGUGUUAUCAGCGAAACUUUAAGCAAACUUUAAUAUGCAUUAGGUCUAUCUGUAACUUGACUGUGAAUUUUGUACUGGUUGUAUAAACAUGGGCGUAAAAAGUCAAUAUAAUUAAGCUUUUUCAAAGUUGAAGUUUAGUACCUGGGUAAAUAGACUAACUAAAAACUUUGUGUCUUCAUAAAUACUCAUGUUAUUCACAAGGAAGGAAUUAUAACAAUAGUGAAUACAAAGCUUAUCAAUCGAAUAGCAGAUCACAACAUCUAUUUCAAAAUGGCAACUUCCGAAAGUUCAGUUUAUAACAGUUCAGAUUUAGUGAAGGAUUACGUUUGUGGCCCUUGCGAAAGUAAAACUAUUGAAGAAAGUGCUGAUUAUUUCUGUGCAGGGUGUAUGAAGUUUUUCUGCAGAAAAUGCAUUUAUCUACAUGAUCAGUUAUAUGCAAAUCAUUCCAAAUAUGGAAGAGAAGAAACAAAUAAAUGGCCUCUUACAAAGGCAGUGGAGGAUUUGCUACUGAAAUGUGACGUCCACAAGAAUGAGAAACUGAAAAUGUUUUGUCAGGACCACAGUCAGCUGUGUUGCUCUGAUUGUGCUUUUCUGAAUCACAGACAGUGUACCAAUGUGACUCUAAUUUGUGACUCAGUCCAAAAGAUGUCAUUGGAUAUGCAACAGUUGACCAUCAAUCUUCAAACUAUUUUAGAUGAACUAAAUAAGUUUAAGAGUACACAAGAGUCCAGCAUUCAGUCUGUGGAGGCAUCAUAUUGUAAAAGACUUCAAGAAAUCGUAGACAUGCGAAAGAAAUUAAAUGCUGCUUUGGAUGAACUAGAAAAUAAAACCUUGAAAGAACUAUAUGAAAUUAGGACCACAUUGCAAACCGCUCUGAAGAAGGACAUUGACAACUGCAGCAGACUGAAGGAUGAACUGAAACAACACAGUGAAGCGGUUAAUGUCCUUUGUGAUAAGAGCAACAAAGAAAUUGAGUUCAUAGCCAGCAGAAAAUGUCUGGACAAAAUGCAAGAGUCAGAGUCUUAUCUGAAAAAGAAAUCUAUGAAGGUGCAGAGUUCUAUAAAAUUCAAGGCGAACAGUGACAUUGAGAAGUACCUGUUUCAACAGGCAAGUCUAGGGAGGAUUGUAGACAGUUUGCAGUCUCUUACACUCAACAUGAAUCCAGACCAGAUCUUGACUGUGAAGAGCAAAUCUGAGUAUCUUAUGAGAAUAUCAAGUGACACACAGCAGACUUGCAGUAUCACUGGCAUUUGCUGCCUGCCUAGUGGCCAGGUGAUUGUCACAGAUUACAAUAAUCAAAACGUGAAGCUGUUAGACCAGCAUUACACUGUGUCCAGUCACUGUGAUGUGUCUGGUUAUCCAUGGAACAUUUGCCAAAUCACAGCCAGUGAGGUUGCUGUAACUGUUGAUAAAAAUGUACAGUUUAUCUCUGUGAUCAAUGGGCAGCUGGUGAAUGAGAGGAAGUUCCAGUUACAGCAUGCAGCCUGUGGUAUUGCUCUCCAUGAUGGAGCACUGUAUGUCACCUCUGACACUGCCCUGUACUUGUACACUCUAAAUGGGUCACUUGUGAAAAAGCUUUAUGUGGAUGAAGGUGCCUGUAGAGUGUUUAAAUGUGCAGUGAGUCCUGCUGGGGACAGGAUCUAUGUCACCUACUACUGGCAGCACAAGCUCAUCACUCUGGCUACAGAUGGCACCCUGAUAUCCACCUUCAUGGACCCUGAACUACAACGUGCAUAUGAUGUCCAUGUAACACCAUCAGGACAAGUCCUUGUCUGUGGACGCGACUCUAAUACAGUCAUACAGGUUGAUCAUCAGGGAAGAAAGAAACUGGCAACUCUGGUCUCACAGGAAGAUGCUGUGAAAAAACCAGUGUCUGUAUGCUACAAUACCAACAAUCAUCAAAUUAUUGUAGGACUAGACAGUAACAAAAAAAUCAUUGUUAUGCAAUUGCAAUAGCUCUUUCAGUGGGGAAAAAACAUUUAUUUUGUUGUUGUUUAUGGCACAUUUCAUCAUGCGAGUUCAUCUUUAUAAACGAUUAUUUAAACAUUUUUUUUUAAAUAAGUUGAUUAAAUUUUAUAGGAAUGUAGCAAACAAGAAGGUAUGACAACUAUCUAUAAUGUUGAUGAUGUUGACGCUGAUGAGUCCUUUUGUAUUGCUUAGGCCAACAAUAAGAAUAUCUUAGUUUGCCUUUGCCUACCAUACUUGUGAAAUUGUCCCUAUUGAAAGAAGUUUGGUGUAAACUUAAAUCGCUUUCCUUUCCAGAUUAAUUGUUAAUUAAUUAUUUAUUAAACAAUAUUACACAUCAAGAGAACCAAAAGCCUAAGUUGACAAAGUAAGCAUACAGUGUUUACAAAUAAAAUAGUUAAUGAUUAUACAAAGUAACAAUACGUUUCAGUUCAACAACAAACACAUGUCUUAUUAAAUAUUUGACUAUUAUAUUUAUUAUAGUAUUGAUGGUAUACAACUGUAUACGAAAUUUAAAAUGUCUAAUUACGUUAAAUUCUAAUGGAGGUAAUGAAUUACAACAAUAUUUAAAAUAUACUGUAUUGUACAUAUAUUAGGUCUUCAUGUGACAGAUGUAAUAAUAAUAAUACGCUGUACUAACCCAAAGUAACAAAAUUUGUUUUAUGAGGCAUUUGCUUAUUUAUAUAGCAGUAUGUCCCUGUUUGAGAGUAAUAGAAAAUGCUUGAGACUAAUAGAACAAUACUUGAUUUAAUUGUUUUUGUAUAUAAUGCUACUUGUAUUGUAAUGCACCCCACAUGUUAUGCACCCCACAUCAAAUAUGAUUCGUCAAUAAUUUUAUGAAAGAUAAAAAAAUUAUUUAUUUAUAAUUAAAAAGAAGUACAAUAUAACAAAGUGGUUUUAACUAUAUAGAGAGGUUAUUUGUUUUCCUAAAUUUGUAUUGUUGUUUAUAGAACAAGAUAUGCUUGCCUAUCUGUUACAUUAUAUCCUUGAAUUGACAUUUUUAUUACUACACAAAUGUAAAACCCUUCAUUAUGGUCAAGACAAAGCCCGGACAAUCGUUUCCGCGGACAACCAUUCCAACGCUAAUUUUAACAAGGUGGACAGUGGUUCCUACGUUAUUUUGACAACCCAGACAGUCGUUCCCAUGGUGAUUUUAAAACCCGGACAAACUGUCCUACAAUAUUUAACAGCACUAACUCUUGUUCCUACAUUACAUGGAGACCCCGAACAAUUGUUCAUACAUUGUUCCUAUCCCAGAAAUUGGUUCUUAAAUUAAAUUUAUUGUAAUAAAUACCAAUUUUGAAAAAAUAGUAAAACACGAGAACCGCACAAGAAGUUGAUAUGUUGUUCUUAAUUUAACUUGUACCUAUGAUGUUAUGCACACAAGUGUACAGGAAGAAAAUGAACACAUAUUUAUAUUUAUAUGCAUUAUACACAAAACAAUAUGCAAACGAAAGCAAGCAAAUAAGUCGUAUUCAGCCAACACAUUGAAGAAAUUCGACCGUUGACAUGCUUGCAGCCACAUACUGAUCGCACACUCUUUGAUGUCUGCUGGUGGCUCAAAGUCUUUUUUCACAUACGUUUGGUCACUGGCACAUCCUCGUCCUUUAAUCAGCUGAGGUGUCAAAAUCAUGUAGGAACGAGUGUCCGAGUUGUCAAAAUAAUGUUGGAACGAUUGUCUGAGUUGUCAAAAUAAUGUAGGAACGAUUGUCCGCCUUGAAAAAUUAGUGUAGGAACCAUUGCCUGUGGAACGAUUGUCUGGAUACCGGUCUAGACACCUGGAGGAAAGUUAAAUUAGUAUUUAAGCACUUGCAAAAUUGCUGAGCAGCAGAAUAAAAAUGUCGCUGCUAAAAUAAAUUGGUACAAUUGUUUGUUUUCUCUACAGUUAAGAAAUUAUAUUUAACUGUAUUUUUGUUUGUUUGAGAUAAAAUAACAUUUUAUUCUUUUGUAAUCUUUUGAGAAACACAGUCCAACCCCUACUUCCGGUCACCCCUCAUCGCCGGUCGCCCCGUGUAGGCGGCCGGUGUGUGCCGCGACCGUUGAUAAACACUAUAUAAUGCACCCCUCUUAAGCUGUAACCCCGUUUCUCCGCCCAGCGGCCAGCUCUAUUUUGCAUCCCAAAUGUUAAAUUUCCCCAAUAUGAGUGGUCUCGCGCGAGAAAGUCAGUCGUGUACAUUGGCAAAAUUACACCGACGCCACGGCGAUAAAAUCGAUACUUACUUCCAGUCUGCGGGUUAGGCUCUGUUAGUACUGAAGUGUGUUGUGUGAUACACAUUUUGGCAUUUUGACAGAAUUAUUUUAUUUUAUACUUGGAAAAUUGAAAAUUUGGUUAAGUUUUGUGUUUAGGUCCACUUUUUCUCUAAAGUAUCAAAGCUAUUGCUUACAUACUUGCAGCACUUACUAACUAUUGUAAGGGGACUGUGCAGUCAAAGUUAUGUAACUCUGACUGGCAUUUUGACGGAAUUAUGGGCCCUUUAUUCCUGAAAAUUUGGUUUAGUUUUGUGUUUUGGUCAGCUUUACCCCUUAAGUAUCAUAGAUAUUGCUUUCAUACUUGGAACACUCGCAAACUAUCAUAAGGGGAUUGUAAAGGAAAAGUUGCAUAACUCUGGUUGUCAUUUUUUGGAAAUAUGGCCCUUUUUUGACUUAGUAACUUUAAAUAUAUGGUUACAUUUUGUGUUAAGAUCCACUUUACUUCUAAAGUAUCAAGGCUUUUGCUUUUAAAUUUCAAAUACUUUCAUGCUAUCAUGAGGGUACUGUACCUUGCAAGUUGAAUUUUAAAAGCGGCGUUAUCAUGAAGCUACACAAUAUAAGUAGUGAAAGUUCAAGGUCAAGGUCAUCCUUCAAGGUCAAAGGUCGAAAAAAAUCAUUUUAAAGCGGUGUUAUCAUGAAGCUGCACAUUUUGAGUGGUGGUUGAAGUUAAAGGUCAAGGUCAUCCUUCAAGGUAAAAAAAAAAUAUAAAAAAAUCAAAGCGGCGUUUUCAUGAAGCUGCACAUUUUGAGUGGUGGAAGUUCAAGGUCAAGGUCAUCCUUCAAGAUCAAAGGUCAAAAAAAAAAAAAAGUGGCGUUCUCAUGAAGCUGCACAUUUUGAGUGGUGGAAGUUCAAGGUCAAGGUCAUUCUUCAAGGUCAAGGUCAUUUUUCAAGGUCAAAGGUAAAAAAAUUAAUAUUUCAAAGCACCGUUAUCAUGAAGCUGCACAUUUUGAGUGGUGGAAGUUCAAGGUCAAGGUCAUCCUUCAAGGUCA
Dreissena polymorpha is the source of this 5338-nucleotide messenger RNA. RefSeq names its product tripartite motif-containing protein 45-like. The transcript is spliced from 3 exons. Gene Ontology annotation, cellular component: chromatin; nucleoplasm. Bases 405 to 2090 code for a protein of 561 amino acids. Gene Ontology annotation, molecular function: protein binding; zinc ion binding; ubiquitin-protein transferase activity. Gene Ontology annotation, biological process: positive regulation of DNA-templated transcription. NCBI's taxonomy places the organism in Eukaryota, Metazoa, Mollusca, Bivalvia, Myida, Dreissenidae. The record is from RefSeq and is a predicted model, not a curated record.